Molecule: messenger RNA, 1344 nt
Organism: Parasteatoda tepidariorum (common house spider)
Lineage: Eukaryota; Metazoa; Arthropoda; Arachnida; Araneae; Theridiidae
Product: beta-1,3-galactosyltransferase 1
Biological process (GO): protein O-linked glycosylation
Cellular component (GO): Golgi membrane
Molecular function (GO): hexosyltransferase activity
Source: RefSeq, a predicted model, not a curated record
UGGAGAAUAUUCUUCAUUUAUAAAUAUUAUGAUAGAAAAACAAUCUCUAAAGUGGUUAUUCAAUUUAAGCGAUCAAUGGAGCUGAAAAUGAGCUUGAACAGAAGCCAGCUGUUGCAUAGCAACAACUACUUUGGAAACACAGUCCUUCGCUUGAACAUGAAGUUAAUAAAUCGCUUAUGGAGAAGGUCACGAUGUGCAACAGUGAAAUUGAAGACGCAUCUCACGCUGAAAAUCUUUUUUAUUAUACUCAUAUGCUUAAUAAUUUUACUUGUCUUAAGCUUUGAUAUUUACGUAGCACCAUUAAAAAUAAAUGCCCUUUAUCAUCAAAGUAUCAAUCAAAAAUUGAAAUACAAAGUUUUUAAAUACUUUGAGAAGAAUGUAUCGCAUAAUGGAAGCAAUAAAUAUAAUGAUUCGGAGCAUGAAGAAUAUCAUAAGUUUCUUCUCGAAGCAAGACACAAUGUGACAUUUUUCUUUUUUAAUAAUUCAAACACGUUUCUUCAACUUUUUAAAACAUGGCUAGAAACUCGAAAUAAUCCAGAACCAUUAGAAAUUUUCUUUACCAUCAACCAUCAACAUGUAUGUAAAAAUAAAGGAAAAUAUUUGACUCUUUUGAUUGCAGUGACAUCAUCAGCAUCCCAUUUGGAAUCAAGAGCAGCCAUCAGAGAAACCUGGGGUAAUUUUGCGAAAACAAAAGGACUCAAAGUAGUCUUUUUUGUAGGUUUGCCAAUAAAUCCAAAAUAUGAUUCACGUAUCUCCAAUGAAAAUUCAAAAUUCCAAGAUAUCAUACAAGGUAAAUUUGUGGAUACAUACUCUAAUUUGACAAUCAAAACAAUUUCUAUACUCAAAUGGAUUGCCAAUGUAUGCUCACAAGUGAAAUACAUUUUAAAGGUAGAUGAUGAUAUGUUUAUCAAUGUAGAAAAUUUUUUGAACAUAACAGAGACACAAAAUUAUUCCAAAACUAUUCUUGGGGAAUUGGCACAUGAAUGGCCACCUGUAAGAAGUCACCGAAACAAAUGGUACACUUCAUAUAAUGAUUAUCCUUUUAAUGUUUAUCCUGAUUUUGUGUUUGGACCUUCUUAUCUACUAACUGGCGAUUCAGUUAGUUCUUUAUAUGAGGAGAGUAUUAAAAUGAAAUUAUUUCAUUUAGAAGAUGUUUAUAUAACCGGUAUUGUUGCAGAAAAAAUAAAAGUAAAAAGAAUUAAUCUUUCACAAAUGUAUAAUACUGUCAGAGAUUUACAACCGUGUCAUUUUAAAAGGUUGUUAAGCAGUCACGGUCAUACACCUCCAGAUAUAAGAAGACAUUGGCUGUGGUUAAGAAGAAAAAAUUUUGAAUGUGAUUCGUAG